AUGUCGUCACCACUGCUCGAGAACGUGGUGAAAGCGGUCUCACCGUCCAUGCACGCGAAAUUGUACCCGUUAUCUUCGAGUAGUUUUAAUACUACUCACGAGAAGACGAAGUCGUCGUCCCCGUUGUCGUCGAAUUUGAUUUCAUCAUCAUCGGGGAAGAAAAAUUCAGUUGCUAGGAAGACGACUUCUUUUUCGAGCGGCGGUGGAGAGAAGAAGAUAAAGAAGAUAAAGAAGAGCGUAAAAGAGGAUUCCUCCGAAGACGAAGAAGACGACGACGAGCCGCAGUGCACGCCGGAGAAAGAGGAAGUGAACGAGAUAUUGCCGAAAUCACCGCACAAAUCGGCGCUGAAACCUCUCGAAUUACGACUGGCUGCUCGUUUUGGCCAAGACUCGCCGAGACGAAAAUCGAUAUCGUUCGCGAACGAGGAAGAGUUUCAAGUGAAAUUGAUUCCAAAGAAUCAAACCGGGACACCGGAAGUGACGUGCAUGAUUUCUGGGUCUAUGAAGAGGAAAGUUGGGGAAGCAGAGAGAUUGGCGCAAGAGUCCUGGGGGUUAUCCGUGUUGAGCGGGAAAAGAGAGAGGAAGCCGUCGAGGAUAUCGUUUACGUGCAACAAGAACACGAAUACUACUGCAUCGACGACGACGCCGACGUCUUCGAACGAAGAUAAAGAGAAUGAGAACAACGAUAAGAACAAUAAUAACAAUAAGAAACCGAGGCGUUCGUCUGUGUCGUUCAAACCGGCGUGUUCGGACGACGAAGAUACGACGCCCCCUACGAGAAAAUCGGGCGCGAGGAAAGUGCAAGAUACGCCGGCGACGAAAAAGUCACACAACACGAACAACAACAACUCCAACAUGACGCCAUCGCCAAAUUCAUCGAUUGAAACAAACAAGACGAACAAGACGGCCCCGUUAACGAGUGGUGGGUUGAAGAGCCGACCCCAAGCGCCGAAUAAUACGCCCGCCAAUACGAACGGGAACGAGAUUUUCAACCUCGAAGGCUUUGAUUUGUUUCGAUCGACGCCGAACGCGAAAGCCAUUCGCGACGCGUUGUUUGAAACCAAAGAGGAGGACGCGAAAGACGACAUCGCAGCGACGAAGUGUUUGAACGAUUGCGAAAAGUUGUUAAAGUCGCAGCCGCCAGCGAUGGAACUCGCCCAAGCUCUCGAAAAGUUGGCGGAGCCGCAAGUGACUCCCGGGAGAGCCGUGAUGGAAUGGUUGAGCGAUGCAGAGAACCACUCCAACGAGGACGAGAACGAAGAGGAAGAAGAAUUUGACGAAGGCAAGGAGAACGCGAAGACGCCGCCUUCUUCGACGAAAAGCAGCAACAAGUCUCCGGCGACGCUAUGCAUCAAGGCGAAAAAGUCAAAGAAAAUGUCAAAGAAGAUGAAGAAGAACAAGAAAGAAAAGAGCAUGUCGUACGCGUUAGCGUUGAAGUUCGAGCAAUUGCACAACGCUUUAGAGCAAACGCAGCUGGCGUUGCUCAAAGAAAGAAAGAAGACGAUGAAAUUAAGAAAGCUUUUGCUCGAAGCGGCGGAAAGAGAGAACAACAAAGAGGAAAGAAAAGUGAGCACCAAGAGUUUGACGGAAGAGAAGACAGAAAAGAAAAAAAACGAUACGACGUGCGUGAUGUGCAAUGAAAUAAACGACACGGUGAAAGUUACGAUGCGAUGCGUCAAGUGCAACUGCUUCGCGCACGGCAAAUGCUGCAAGCCGGCUUUGCGACGAGCGCCAAAGGAAUGGACGUGCCCAAAAUGUUAA
Messenger RNA from Bathycoccus prasinos, 1761 nucleotides. RefSeq lists its product with no specific name. The record is from RefSeq and is a predicted model, not a curated record. Bases 1 to 1761 code for a protein of 586 amino acids. Lineage: Eukaryota; Viridiplantae; Chlorophyta; Mamiellophyceae; Mamiellales; Bathycoccaceae. The transcript has a single exon.